Molecule: messenger RNA, 1300 nt
Organism: Hydra vulgaris (swiftwater hydra)
Lineage: Eukaryota; Metazoa; Cnidaria; Hydrozoa; Anthoathecata; Hydridae
Source: RefSeq, a predicted model, not a curated record
UUAUUUAGUAUUUAAAUAUGUUAGCAAUUGUUGCUUUUGAAAAUACUUGCGAAACAGAUUAUGUUCCGUUGAAAUGGCUUGAGGGAGUGGAUGCUAAUAAUAUCCAGUUAAUGAUUACAAAUCAUACAUCAGUAAAAUGCCAUUGGCCACCAUUCAAAAAUCCAAACACUGUCUCUAAAGCAAAAAAUAACAGCCAUGAUGCAGAGAUAAAUUGGCCGAUAUAUAAGGCAAGAGUGCUGGGAUUAGCUGACUGUUUGAACAAUGCUCGUCAAAAAGUAAAAAUGGCAGAAAACACAUCCAAUUUAGAAAAUGUAUUUGAAGAGAGAAUAGAAAAAAUUCCAGGACUUUUCAGGAAAAACAAAAGAAGACGAGUGACAAAGAUUUGUUACGAGAGAGAAACAGAAAACGAGGAAUCUGAAAAUGAUCAAUUGUAUAGUGUAGAACCAAAAAAGAAGAUGUUGGUAAAUUCUGCUCUUGUUCAAAAGCCACAGCAACCCUGCAAGCUCCCAUCAAACAACAAAUCCAGAGUUGGCGAUCAGUUGCAACACAAUGAAAAUUCCAAUGACUUCAACAUAUGGAAUAGUAAAGAAUUUUCACCUCCUAUUGUUUCAACUGCUGAAAGGGCAACAUCGCUGUCAAUGUUAAGUUCUUCUACUGCAGGCUCCAGUUUAAGUCAAACUGCUAACCUGCAAACAGUAUUUAAUUUAAUAGCAACUUUGGUUAGCAAUGUUGAGGAAAUUAAAAAAACUCUAAAGGUGCAUACAUCACUAUUACAUUCUAUUAAGCGAAAAGUGUUAGUUACUGAAGAAUUAUUAUUUGAUUUACCUGAAGAUAUAAAGUUGCCACUGACGUCUAUAGCAGAAGUAGAAACAUUAGAGGAAAAGUUGUUUUGCGUAGAAAAAAAAAAAACUCUUGCAAAACAUAUAUCAGACAUUGGUGGUGAGGAUCUACAAAAUUUUGUCAUGAGAGCGAUGCCAGUUUUACUAGAUGGUCAGCUUGCUCGUCAAUUCAAUUUGACAGGGCAGAAGGGAAAAAAAUCGUUUAAAGCACUAUUGCUUUGUCAAGUUUUUUUGAGCGCUGUGAAACUAAACCUAAAUACUAAUCAAUGCAAUAAUAAAGAUAUUAAAAUAGAGUUAUCAAAAUAGUUUUCAAACGCAAGAGAUCGUGGUACUGACGGUCGCCGAUAUUUAAAUACGAAAGCUACAACGACGGCUCCCAGUUCAGAUUAAUGGACAAAAAAAAAUAUUUAACGUCUUUCAAGAAUUGUUUUGUUUACUCAAUUUUUUAAAUAAAGAACAAA